UGAGCUUCCCUAUUUCGCGACCAACCCUGAUAAUGAUCGAUUUCGGCAAGGUUAUUAAGGCGAUCGCGUCUGGAAAAGGUUGUCAGUAUACAUUUGGAGACUGUGCGGCUGCCUGAAUUUGCUACCGGUACAGAGGUGAAAGAUGUUUGCGUACGUAACGAUUCUGGCUGCCGUGGUUGCCUUAGCCCAUGGACAGUGUACUGUCAAUAUCCGGACGCAACUGAACGCUCGGGAACCAUUGUUCCUGCGUAACAAUCAAUUGUGGGCCCCGAACGGACCUGCGCUACAGUGGAAUGCCGGAGAAACGACGCUUAUUGCCUGUCCAGGCAAUUCGAUCGAGAACACUGGCACUGUCACGGCCAACAUUCAGUGCGUGUCCGGAACGACGUUCAACCUUGGCGGAUCCAAUGUGAACCUUGCCGAUGUCUCGUGUGCUGCACGCUCGACGGGAUCCCUCCAGAAUACUGGUCAGGGUUGUGGUGGUAGCGGAACUCUGCUUAAUCUUGGAUUCGAUGUACCAAGCGUCGGGUUUGUGACGUACAUUCAGUCAUGCUACAACAUGCAGACUGCUUCCGUCAUUUACACCCGUCAUAUUAUCCCAGGAACUGCAAUUGACCAUAGCAUCAGCGAGUCUUACCGGCCAUCUUUCAAGACUGUCGGAACUGCAUCUCAUGUCCAGCCCGCUACGUCUUAUACCACCGCCCAGCAAGCGAUCCGAUUCGCCCAACUUCUAGGUUCCCAGGCCCAAGCGGAUCGUUUCAUUACCACCAGCUCGUACCUUUCCCGAGGACAUCUCUCACCGGAUGCGGACGGUAUCUUCCGUCCCUGGCAGUGGGCGACCUACUUCUACGUCAAUGUGGCCCCACAAUGGCAGGCAACGAAUGGUGGCAACUGGUUGGUGGUCGAGAAUGCAGCGCGCAACAUCGCUGGCCGUCUGAAUGAGGACGUUCUGAUCUUCAACGGUGCCCAUGACAUUCUGACACUUCCGCACGUAAAUGGCCAACAGGUGCCGAUCACGCUAGAAGCCGGCGGUAUCCAGACACCGAAAUGGUACUGGAAGAUUAUCAAAUCUCCGCGCACGAAUGCAGCCAUCGCCCUGAUUAACAACAACGACCCCUUCCGGACGAGUAUGCCAGCUGGUGAGCUGCUGUGCCAGGAUGUGUGUGCCCAGUACGGUUGGAGCAAUGCGAACUAUGGAAACUUUGCACGUGGCUACACGUACUGCUGUACGGUGGCGGAUCUGCGUCGUGCUAUUCCUAGCAUUCCGGCCGAAGCCGAUGCGGCAAAUGUGUUGCGUUUUUAAUAGAUACCCCCCGCAGAAAAAAGUACACGAAUAAAGAUUAAACAGCAAUUAAUCCUUCCGCUGUUGAUGAUGGAUGCAAUUUGGAAAGAAGCUUAUCAGUGUGAUAAGGAACUUAUGUACGAUAAGAAAAGGGGACAAAAUUUAAGCAAAAAGGAAGCCAACAACACGAGAACAAAGAUGGAGGCAAGAUGCAGGUACCAUUGAA
Messenger RNA from Anopheles funestus (African malaria mosquito), 1508 nucleotides. RefSeq lists its product as uncharacterized. NCBI's taxonomy places the organism in Eukaryota, Metazoa, Arthropoda, Insecta, Diptera, Culicidae. Gene Ontology annotation, biological process: apoptotic DNA fragmentation. Bases 143 to 1303 code for a protein of 386 amino acids. Gene Ontology annotation, cellular component: mitochondrial inner membrane; nucleus. The record is from RefSeq and is a predicted model, not a curated record. The transcript is spliced from 4 exons. Gene Ontology annotation, molecular function: single-stranded DNA endonuclease activity; nucleic acid binding; metal ion binding.